Molecule: messenger RNA, 282 nt
Organism: Hyaloperonospora brassicae
Lineage: Eukaryota; Oomycota; Peronosporomycetes; Peronosporales; Peronosporaceae
Source: the annotation of a GenBank genome assembly
AUGCUGAGUCCGAACUUGAAUGCGCUGCUUGGCAAGACGACCCAGAUCUCGAAAGGCCCGAUCGUAGCGGAGAGCAACUUAUGCGGGUCACCCCAGUACGAGACGUCGAACGUGUCGGUGCGGGCUGCAGCUGACGUGACAAACCAGCCAUGGUAUCGUGAUGCGUCUUCCCACGGUGCUGCAGCGUCGGAACAGAUCGCCAAAAAAGGUCGACGGGAGCGCAACGAGCGAGAACGUCGUGACGUCUUUGUGGAGAAGUGGCUGAGUGAGGCACAUCUCUGA